GCAGGUCAGCACAGUCAGGCAGAGCAACACUGACAACAGGACAACUGCUGGGAUCUUAACCAAGCACCCUAAAAACAACUUCUAAUCUACUGACCUUAACAGAUUCAUUUUUAAUUCAGAAAACGAUGGAAUCCAAAAUGACAUGCAAUGUGAGCGACAUGUGGAGCUCCAAGUUGCCCAAGGGACUGGACUUUGAGAUUUCCCAUCAUCCACUGACAAUGAGGCGUGUGGUCAACCUCAUCGUCGCUAUGGAGAAGUUCAAGGGCAGCAGCUCAACUUCAGUGCUGAGCACCGAAUUCACAGAUGAAAACCUGCUCAACAUCAUGCUGGAGAACUUAGUGGAAGAGAAAAUGGUGUGCGUGUGUGAAUCAACUCCACCAACUCAGAUCAGCAAGAUACGCGACCAAACGUGCAGCGUGACUGACGGCGAGAAGAGGAGCUUAGUUCUAGUCCGAAACAGCAUGGAGCUCCACGCAGUGACGCUGCAGGGAGGUACUGAUACCACAAAAGUUCACCUCAACAUGUCGACCUACUUGCACCCUACAUCCAGCGUUGAGGGCAAAACUGUGGCUCUGGGCAUUAAGGAAUCACCAAAUCUUUACCUGUCUUGCCGCAAGGACGGUGCCGAGCCAACCUUGCAUCUUGAGGUUGUGGAGGCAGACCAUCUGUCGAGGAUCAGCUCGGACAGCGACAUGGUGCGAUUUCUCUUCUACAAACAGACCACCGGGGUGAACAUCAGCACCCUCAUGUCUGUUGCCUUCCCUGACUGGUACAUCAGCACAGCAGAGCAAAACAACAAGCCAGUGGAAAUGUGCUUGGAGUCUGCCAAUCGCCACCGAACCUUCAACAUCCGUGAGAUUUAACAUCUGCCAAACACACCCAACAGGGAAUGUGCAUCUGGGGGUCAAGUUAGACCUUCAUAAGAAGAAAAUUUGGAUAUUGAACAGAAUGUAAAAUAUACUGCACUUCUGUUAAUUUGAUUCAAAAAUGCAACAAAUCAUUUUUUGUUUUUACAAAAGCACAACCUGUCUGCUAGAAAGACUACUGCAGGUAUUACAGAGCAUCUAUUUACUGUAUGUACCAAGUACAGAAAGUGAAAUACUUAAUGUAUUGACAUAAGUCAAGUUUUUUUGUCAUUAUUGUGCUCCACUCUGUGUAUUUAUUUUGCUAAAUGACAUGAGACACUGUUAAUGCUUUUAUCUAUUAAUGUAUUUAUAUAUUUAUGCACCAUUUUAACAUGUUUAUUUAUUUGUAAAUCUGCUUAAUAACAACUCUUUAAAUUAUGCACAUUCAAAUAUUUAAUAAAGCCUUAUAAUAACU
Sander lucioperca (pikeperch) is the source of this 1320-nucleotide messenger RNA. Its product is annotated as interleukin-1 beta. Gene Ontology annotation, biological process: positive regulation of gene expression; neutrophil activation; macrophage chemotaxis. Gene Ontology annotation, molecular function: cytokine activity. The coding region runs from base 126 to 863 and encodes 245 amino acids. The record is from RefSeq and is a predicted model, not a curated record. Lineage: Eukaryota; Metazoa; Chordata; Actinopteri; Perciformes; Percidae. The transcript has 5 exons.